ACUGCCGAGAGGGAGCCAUGGCUGCAGAGAACCCCGUGGAAAGUCUGCAGGAGGAAGCGACAUGUCCCAUCUGUCUGGAGUAUUUUAAGGACCCAGUGAUUACGAACUGUGGGCACAAUUUCUGCCUAGCCUGCAUCAGCCAGUGCUGGGAGGGACCCGACACAGCCACCGCCUGCCCUCAGUGCAGAGAAACUGUGCAACAGAGAAACCUCAGGCCCAACAGGCAGCUGGCAAACAUGGUAGAAAUCGCCAAUCGGCUCAGUUUACAGGCAAAUGAGGCAGCGAAGGGAGCAGGAGGAGAUGGGGUGUGUGGGGAACACCAGGAAGCUCUGAAACUGUUCUGUAAAGAGGAUGAAACUUCGAUCUGUCUGGUUUGCCAUCUGUCCCGGACUCACAGAGCUCACACGGUGGUUCCCAUAGAGGAGGCUGCCCAGGAGUACAAGGAAAAACUUCAGGCCCAUUUGAAGACUCUGAGGGAAGAGAGAGAAAAGCUGCUGGAAUCAAAAGUGACUGGAGGAGGGAAAAGCUGGGAGUAUUUGAUACAGACACAAACCGAGAGGCAGAAGAUUGUGUCUGAAUUUCAGCAACUGCGGCAGUUCCUGGAGGAACAAGAGCGACUCCUGCUGGGCCAGCUGGACAAGUUGGAUGAGGAGAUUGUGUGCAUCCAGAAUGAAAAUGUCAGUAUAUUCUCUGAGGAGAUUUCCCAUCUCAGUGAGCUGAUCAGUGAGCUGGAGGGGAAGUGUCAGAAGCCAGCAAGUGUAUUCCUGCAGGAUGUCAGAAGCACCUUGAGCAGGUGUGAGAAGGGGAAGUUCCAGCAGCCAGAGGAGAUUUCUCCUGAACUGGAAGAGCAGGUCCGUGGUUACUUCCAGAAAACUCUUGCGCUAUUGGAGACUCUGAGGAAGUUCAAAGACACUCUGCCGUCCGAACUGGAGACAAAAAGAGGGGAACCACUCGGAGCACACAGACAGGCGAAUGUGACUCUGGAUCCAGACACGGCUCAGCCUGACCUCAUUCUGUCUGCGGACUGGAAGAGUGUGAGAUGGGAAUACACACGGCAGGAUCUUCCCCACAACCCUGAGAGAUUUGACACUGCUCUCUGUGUGCUGGGCUGUGAGGGAUUCACCUUGGGGAGACAUUGCUGGGAGGUGGAGGUGAGGGGUGGGGAACGCUGGGCUGUGGGGGUGGCCAGAGAGUCUGUGAGGAGGAAGGGGGUGAUCAGCCUCAGCCCUGAAGGGGGGAUCUGGGCUGUGGAGCGGUGGUGGGGUCAGUUCCGGGCUCUCACCUCCCCUGAGACCUCCCUGCCAUGGUACCGGGCCCCCAGCAGGAUCCGGGUUUGUCUGGACUGUGACCAGGGGCAGGUGACAUUUAUCGAUGCUGGUGACGAGGCCCCGAUCUUCACUUUCCCACCGGGCUCCGUCCCUGGGGAGAGAAUCCGCCCCUGGCUCUGGGUGGGGCCAGGAUCCCAGCUCCGCCUGUGUCCCUGAGACACAGGGUGGGGUGUCAGGGUGUGUGUGUGUGUAAUAUCCCACUGGGGGUCCUGAGAUCAGCCUCUCUAGCCUCACAGUCUGUAUGACCCUGGAGGUUGCUUCGGGUCUCAACUCUGUGCAGCCUCAGGACUGUCAAACCAUAGAGAGCAUUCAGUGAGCGAGGCAGAGAAGCCUAUCUCAUUGCCCUAGAAAAAAAUGCUGAUCACGCACUGGGGGGACGACUCCUUUUCCCCCGCUCAUCGGCCGCCCCGCCAAUCAGCUCAUCAGUAUCCCCUCCAGAGCCUCCCACCCACCACCAUCCGCUGUUUCGUGGCAUGCCGAAGGCGAUGGGUGGGGCGGGCCUGGGCAAUGCAUGCCAGGCUAGCCGCCGAGACAGUGCUCUGCAUCCGUGCGCAGCAGCUGCCCGAGAAAGCCUGGCUGGGGAGGUGAUUUCUCCUCCCGACUUGGGCUCAGCUGCCAGAGUUUGGCACCCGAGCCCAGGUAGGGAGCGGAAGCGGCCUUUCCAGCCAGACUCUCUCAGGCAGCUGCCCCAGCAAGAGGGGCUGGUGUUAAAAGGCGUCUUCUUCCUGCUCCUCCCUGGGCUCCUGCCCGCCAGGGACAGCGGCAGAACAUGCCGUGAGGAGGGGCCAAUGCAGCGGGAGGAAAAAGCACACACACACUCCGCAGGUAGCAUGGGGCCGGGAGAGCGCGGUGGCCCCGAGGCUGGGUGCAGGAGCACGAGACCUGCCCUUUAGAUCGUGCCCCCCCCCCCAUUACGGGGAGACAGCAGUUGAACAUGGAGCACCCUGGGGGAGGGGGUGAGAAGGGGUGGAGUGGGGGGUGGGGCAUAGGAUGGAGUGGGGUGAGGGUUUGAGCACCCUCCGGAAAAUCUAGAGGUCGGUGCCUAAGUAGACAAGCCGAUCUCAUCACUGCCCCAGGAAUUGUGCAGCCUGUUUGCCACUGUUCUCUAUGGUCCAGGAGGACUCUGGGGAUCCUGGGUCAGACAGUGACACUGAAACAUGAGGGGGAACAGCCCACUGGGCAUGGAAAAAUGGGUUUCUCUAGCCAAGUUAUCCUAGCCCCUAUGGCCUGGAGGACUCCUGUCUACCCAGCCGUCUGGCCUCUUAGCUCUGUGAGCCCUGGAAGCUCCUCCCCACUCCCUCCCUGCAGCACCAUGGAUGAAGGGAUGGGGGCGGGAAGGGCCAGUGGAACGACAGGAGCAGAGGGGCAGAGGUGGGGGCUGGGGACAGGCAGGUGUGGGGUGGAGGGACACAGAUUUAAUUAAUUGUGGUUUUGGGGAGAAGCUGGCCCCAGAGGGGUUUCCCUGGAGCUAGCUGGAAACACAGGGGCUGAGGGAUUGGCUGGCUGGUGUGCGGGAGGCAGGAAGCCAGGAGAAGCAGUCGUGAGCCUGGUCUCAGCAGGAAACUGAGAGACAGAACUUGCUUCAGGGACAGGGACCCCUGGAAAGGCAGAUGUGCAUUUCUGAGUAAGGAAACUGCCGGCUGCUGUUUGUCUCUACUGUGUUCAGGGCACAGGAAUGUGCGGACAUUGUAAAUAAUAAAGAUGCCACCAAAGAAA
Molecule: messenger RNA, 3044 nt
Organism: Caretta caretta (loggerhead turtle)
Lineage: Eukaryota; Metazoa; Chordata; Testudines; Cheloniidae
Product: zinc finger protein RFP
Molecular function (GO): protein binding; zinc ion binding
Source: RefSeq, a predicted model, not a curated record